Hevea brasiliensis (rubber tree) is the source of this 3734-nucleotide messenger RNA. Its product is annotated as transcription factor GTE10. Gene Ontology annotation, molecular function: protein binding. The record is from RefSeq and is a predicted model, not a curated record. The transcript is spliced from 9 exons. Lineage: Eukaryota; Viridiplantae; Streptophyta; Magnoliopsida; Malpighiales; Euphorbiaceae. Bases 812 to 3163 code for a protein of 783 amino acids.
UCAAGCUCUCUCUCUUUCUCUCUCUGUCUCUCUCUCUCUCUCUCUCUAACUUCUGUUUUGUCUUCGCUCUUUCGGUGAAGAAUAAUAGCGAAGGGUGGUUUCUGUCUGAUCUCACUUUUUUUCUCUAGGGUUUGUUCGAAUCAAGGGCUCGGGCGCGAGAUCCAGGUUUUGAAUUGGAUUUCUGCUGAAGGAUAAACCUCCUUAGUAGGGUUUUUUCGCACAUUGUAUUUCAGUUGUUCGCGUCGAUGUACUUAUUUAGCUUCGAUUCGAUCUAGGGUUUUCACGUCUGGGGGUUUUUGCUCGAAGGAGCUUAGGUUGUUUCCUAGUAAGUAUUUAUUUAUUUUUUCUUUUCUUGAAUCAAUUUUAGGAUUUUUUUUUUCUAUCGUUGAAAGUUUUUGGGCGAUAGGGAAAGAUUAUUAUUUUUUUUUUUGGGAUUUCUGGUCGCAUUCUAGGUUUAAUAUUUUGUACUUUAGGCUUUUGGGAGGGUUAAUAUUGAUUGAAUUCAGUGCACUCGGGAUUCUCAGGCUUAUAUUCAAUUAACAUUCAGAAUAAAGGAUCAAUAAUGUCUAAGGAAAGGAACCAUUGCUGCUGUUGAGUUGAAAUUAUUGUUCUAUUGAUCUCAUUCCUGAAAAUUUUAAAAAUUUUGAAAAAAUGGAUCCUGUAGAGAAAUUAAAGCGAAUUAUAUUGUGAAACAGAAGCUGAGCGUUGCCUUGAUAUUGCACCUUUUGGAUGUCCAGAUUUUUUGAAAGUGAAGCUGAGGAUGAAAAUUUAUUUUCGAAGUUGACAUGUGCAUUUAUUGGGUGUUAAUCUUAUGGCACCAACUGUUCCUAUAGAUUUUGUUGGACAGAAGGUAUCAAAGAAGUGUUGGCUUUCACAACCAAUGGGUAAAUCGAGGAAGUACUCUAAAGGGCAUUCCUCUGGUUUUAUUCCUGAUUACCGGCAUGCUGUUGAGACUGUGGGUGAAUCAGAGGGUUUUGGGAGUUCUGGGCGAGUUGACACUGAGAUGACAGCAUCAGAAGAUUCCUAUGCUCCCAAGAGAAAAAGUAUGAGUCUGAAUCUAGAUGGUUAUGAUAGUUUUGGUGUUCCAAUGCAAGUCUUUUCAUUGUCCAAGAUGUCAAGGUCAGAGAGGAAGGAUUUAGAAUUUAGGUUGAAAAGAGAACUUAAUCAGGUCAGGGUCCUUCAUAGGAAAGUGGAUUUUUUGAGUUCCAAUGCAGUUGUAUUGUCGCCUUCUAGUGAUAUUAGAAGUUGCAGUGAUGGUCAAAAGAGGCCUCCGCUGGGGGGCAUACAUAAUUCUUUUGAAGUAUCUGCUCCACAGAGCAGGAAACGAGCUCCUCCUGGUCGUACUGGGGCCCAAACAAAAAAGAGCACAUAUAGGCGUCCUGAACCAGCAAAGCCAGCUGCACAAGUGAGUACUUCUAAUACAAUGUUGAUGAAACAGUGUGAAACCUUGCUAAACCGUAUGAUGGCACAUCAAUUUGGUUGGGUUUUCAAUGCACCAGUUGAUGUGGUCAAGUUGAACAUACCAGAUUAUUUCACUGUCAUUAAAAAUCCAAUGGAUUUGGGCACGGUGAAGAGCAAGAUUGCUUCAGGUGCAUAUUCAAGUCCACUGGAGUUUGCUGCAGAUGUGCGAUUAACUUUCUCAAAUUCAAUGAAGUACAACCCGCCAGGCAAUGAUUUUCAUUUCAUGGCUGAGACACUAAGUAAAUAUUUUGAAGCGAGAUGGAAAGCUAUAGAGAAGAAGCUUCCUGUGACCAUUAAUGUGGAGUUGGUGCCUCCAAGAGCUGGUGUUGCUAAGGAAAUGGAAACAAAUAUGGGUACACAUCCUGCAAAAAAGAAGAAAGUUGCACCAAAUGACAAUAAGGUCAAGUUGGAGCCUGCUAGACGGAUAGUGACUGAUGAGGAUAAGCACAAGUUGAGUACUGAAUUGGAAGCAUUGCUGGGUGAAUUGCCUGAAAGCAUUAUUGACUUUCUAAAAGACCAUAGUCAUCAUGCUGAGCAGACAGGUGAGGAUGAAAUUGAGAUUGAUAUUGAUGCUCUCAGUGAUGAUACAUUGUUUAAAUUGCGGAAGCUUUUGGAUGAUUAUUUACUCGAGAAACGGAAAAACCAGGCCAAAGCAGAAGCAUGUGAAAUGGAGCUUCUUAAUGAGUCUGGAUUUAGCAAUUCGUCAUUGCAACCUUGCAAAGGCAAUGAACCAGUUGAUGAAGAUAUAGAUAUCGUUGGUGGAAACGAUCCUGCUAUUUCAAGUUACCCUCCAGUAGAGAUAGAGAAAGAUGCAGCCCAAAAGAACAGUAAAUGCAGUAGUUCAAGUAGUGAAUCAGGCUCUUCUUCUGGUGAUUCAGAUUCAGGUAGUUCAUCUCGCAGUGAAUCUGAUGCAGCUAAAGCUUCAGUUGCUGGUGCUCUGACCAAGAAGGUUGUGGGAUCUGGAGAAAAUUUAGAUGAAAAGAAAAGUGGUCUUGAUGAUCCAGAAAUCGGGAAUCAAUCUGCAAAUGGAUUGGCCAAAAUUGAUCCAAAUUCACAAGGGGAGAGUGCUCCACCUGAGAGACAAGUCUCCCCGGAUAAGCUCUAUCGUGCAGCUUUAUUAAGGAACCGUUUUGCAGACACCAUAUUGAGGGCUCGAGAAAAGGCACUUGAAAAGGGUGAAAAGUGGGAUCCUGAGAAAUUGCGGAUGGAGAGGGAGGAACUUGAGCGGCGGCAAAAAGAAGAAAAGGCUCGGAUGCAAGCUGAGGCCAAGGCUGCUGAAGAAGCUCGAAGGAAAGCUGAAGCUGAAGCAGCAACUGAAGCAAAAAGGAAGAGGGAGCUGGAAAGAGAAGCUGCACGUCAAGCAUUGCAACAGGUGAAAGCUAACAUAUUAUUUUAUGUGAAGGCCGACUCGACACCAGCGAAUUUGAAUAAAAUUUUUGGUUCUUUGCAGAUGGAAAAGACUGUUGAUAUUAAUGAGAACUGUCAGUUUAUGGAAGAUCUUGAAAUGCUAAGGACUGCUCACGAUGAAGAGUUACCGAGUUUCAUGGAGGAGACAAGCCCAGAUUUCACGCUUCAGGGGAGUAUUAACCCACUGGAACAACUAGGACUAUACAUGAAGAAAGAUGAUGACGAGGAAGAAAUUGAACCACCCCAAAGUGUUUCAGAGCUGGAGAAAGAUGUUGAGGAAGGAGAGAUUGACUGAUGAGGCUUUUGUUUAUAUUAUUCUGUCAAUUCAAGGAUUUUACAAAAUGGCUCUUCUGAAAGCUCUCUUCCAUGGUUCAGUUUUAUGGGAAGAUUAUGCUGUUACUCGUUCCUAAUAAGAUUCUCAGGAGAAACAUGAUCAGCAGUAUGGAUUGGCUGGUAUCUGUGUUGAUUCUCAGUCUUGGAAAUUGGGUUGAAAUUUGGGAUAUGAUUGGCCAUGCAAUUGACUGCUGUGCUGGGGGCUUAGUAAUGAGGAGCAAAGGAAAAGGGGUGAUUUCGCUUGGUGGUUAUUGUAGUUUGUAUGGACUGAUGCACUUUUUAUCUGGCAUCUUAUUAGUGUUGAGCAGACAAAAUCGAUUUGGUGUUUAGAGUUGAUGGAUUGGGAGAAGGGUGUAGGAUGAUGUAAUGUCCGUUUUAGGCAGGAGAGUAGACCUAGGAAUUGUAACAUAGUCAAAGAGUUGAAAAUGGCAUUUAAAUUUUUUCUUUUUUUUUUUUUUUUUCUGAAACGCUAUUGUGUCGGUCCUCAAUAUUUAUACACUUCAAAAUUUUCCCCUUUCCCUUUUUUAGUUUAA